Messenger RNA from Rhodofomes roseus, 666 nucleotides. RefSeq lists its product as uncharacterized. Bases 17 to 499 code for a protein of 160 amino acids. Lineage: Eukaryota; Fungi; Basidiomycota; Agaricomycetes; Polyporales; Fomitopsidaceae. The transcript has 6 exons. The record is from RefSeq and is a predicted model, not a curated record.
UCCGGCGUACCAUACGAUGCCCUCCAACAUCUACAAGGGCGAUGACUCGUUGUGGGCCAAAUCGCAGAUGUCCGCAAACGAGUUCACGACUUUCCGGAAUCUUGUCGAGUAUUCUGCCAAGCAAUACCUAGAUGUCACGAAAUAUUCGUCAUCCCAGGACGAGGAGAUGUUGCAGGUGCACAUCACCGAGGUUACCAGAGAGUGGGCCCACGAGGGGUGGUUUGAAGAUGAUUGGAUUAUUAUAGAGUACACGCGCAUAUGGUUACACUUACAAGUGCACUCGGACAAGAAACAGAACAACGCUCGUGUUCAUCGCAAGGAACACCGUGACCAUCGCAAGCUGACACUGCCUACAGAGCACUGCGAAAAUCAGCCCACCCGGGCCACCGUCACAUCACCGUGGACUAAAGAGCGGCCGGCGGGCUAUCCCAGUAGCACCAGCUGCUCGCGCCGGGCCCUCUACGUCGAACCCCAACUCGCCCGCGACACAGCCCAGUGAGCCCCGCGUCAUGCAGCUGACUCACCGCCGCGCAGGUUCUCCCCUCCGCAAUCGCACGCCUGCACCCCGCCCGCCUUCCGUACUCCCUCCGAGUUCUGCAGCCCGUGACGUGCCCCGUCUCGGUUGCGCGCCGCGCGCCCCCGGCGGGCCCGCCGCGGCACCAGCAC